Molecule: messenger RNA, 2855 nt
Organism: Cercocebus atys (sooty mangabey)
Lineage: Eukaryota; Metazoa; Chordata; Mammalia; Primates; Cercopithecidae
Gene: UBAP1L
Product: ubiquitin associated protein 1-like
Exons: 6
Coding region: 1389-2528 (379 amino acids)
Biological process (GO): ubiquitin-dependent protein catabolic process via the multivesicular body sorting pathway
Cellular component (GO): ESCRT I complex
Molecular function (GO): ubiquitin binding
Source: RefSeq, a predicted model, not a curated record
CGCCCGUCUCGGCCUCCCAAAGUGCUGGGAUUACAGGCUUGAGCCACCGCGCCCGGCCGGUAGUGUCUUUAAUGAACUGUACUUUCAAGAAUAUGAGCAGUGUUACUGUAAUCUUAUCCCACAGUCUUUUUUUUUUUUUUUUUUUUACUUGGGAAAAUUUCAAAUACAUUAAAAAAUAAAGAGAAUAGUACAAUGAUUUUUUUCCAUGUACCCAUCAUCCAGCUUCAAGUCAUUAUCAGCUCAUGGCCAAUCUUGUUUCAUCUGUGCAUCCUCCACUCACCCUGGAUUAUUUUGGAGCCAAUCUCAGGCAUCAAGUUACGUCAUCCGUAAAUAUUUCAUUAUGUAGCUUUAAGCGAUUUAAAAAAAAAUCUAACCACAGGACCAUUAUCACAUCUAAAUAAAUGAAUAACAACUCCUUAAUAUCACAAACAUCCAGACAUUGUUCAAGUUGCCCUCUCAUAAAUGUUUUUUACAUUUUGUUCAAAUUAGAAUCUAAAUAGAAUCCAUACACUGUUGUUUGCAACCUUGUGAUGCUGUGUCCCUCUGUUCUCGUAUAUACUGUAAUUUAGUAGUUAAACAGAGCUGUACUGUCCAAUAUAGUAGCCACAUUCAGCUAUUGAGCACUUGAAAUGAUCUAUUUGAGUUGAGAUGUGCAAUUACAUAUGUGGAUCACAUGUUUCAAUUGGAUAGUGCUGAUCUAGAGGCUUGAUCACAUUUAGAUUGGAAUUUUCUGGCAGGAAUACUUCACAGACAUGAUGUGUACUUCCAGUCAGGAGGCACUAAUGUCUUGGCUUUUUUUGUGAUGUUAGCGGCCACUGAUAAGAGCUACAUUCAUUCAUUGAUGGGGAGGGGAGUCAAAAAUAGUGGUAGUUUAAGUCUGUUAUUCUUCAAUUACUAACUGGAAUACUUUUUAAAAAAGAAAAACUGUACGAAAGCAUUUGUUUUUAAUAAAUUCGGUAAAUACAGAGAAGAUUAGAAAGCUAUGAGAGAAAGAGAUUAGUUCUUAAAUACUAAGGGUAUUUAGCCCAAGUGGCUGAGUUUAUGAUGUCAAAGAAUUUGCUUCUACAAGCCAACCAACUUAAUCACCCUAAAACCAUUCAUGCUUCUAUGCCCAUGUGACAUUUGUAACAAGAAGCUUAGGCUUAUACCAUCUGUUGUAGCUAUUUACUUACACAUGCUUUGUCUGCAGGGAAGCUCUCCUGGAUUUUACAAGCACUGGCCCCCUCACCUUUUCCCUUGCAGCUGUUGGGGGCUCAGCUAAGUGACCACACAGGAGAGCAGUGAGGCCAUUUGAGGCCUGAGCUUGGUCCUCAGGACUCGACUCUCUCUCCCUACCAUCAAGCAGCCCGCCCCAGUCCUGCCAGCCAUCUCCACACUCCUCUGACAGAAUGAAUGCCCUCGAUGGUGUUCCCUUCAAGUUGCCCAAGGGCUUUGUGAUAGGCACAGAGCCUCUUCCUGGGCCAGAACUCAGCGUCCCGCCCUGCGGGGAGCUUCUGCUGGGUUCUAUGCACGACUUCAGCCUGGAGAGGAGGGCACUCUUCUGGGUGGAGGCCGCCGGCCAGGGACCCAGCCCGUACCAGUGCGGUGACCCGGGGACAGCGUCGGCCCCUCCAGCCUGGCUCCUGCUAGUCAGCCCCGAACAUGGGCUGGCGCCUGCCACAAUCAGAGACCAGGAGGCCGGACACCAGGAAAGGCUGGAGGAGGAGGGUGAGGACGAGGCAGAAGCCUCUUCUGGCAGCGAGGAAGAGCCGGGCCCACGCAGCCUCCAACCGGGCUCUCCGGCCAGCCCCGGCCCCGGCCGUCGCCUGUGCUCACUGGACGUGCUGCGCGGCGUGCGGUCGGAGCUGGCGGGGGCAAGGCGGCGACUCUCCGAGGGGAAGCUGGCCGCCCGGCCCCGCGCCCUCCUGCACGGCCUCCGCGGCCGCCGCGCGCUGAGCCUGUGCCCCAGCCCCGCGCCGUCCCCCAGGUCCGCGUCACCCCCGGGGUCCGCGCCCCAGUCCCCCGCAGCCCCCGCGUCGCCCCCGCGGCCCUCCACGGCCGGCGCCAUCCCCCAGCUACGGAGCCACAAGCCCACGGUCGCGUCCCUCAGCCCGUACACUUGUCUGCCACCUCCUGGGGGGGCACCCCAGCCUCUCAACCCCUACAAGUCACACCCUGAUACUGCGGCUGACCUGCUAUCCGCCCUGAGCCAGGAGGAGCAAGACCUCAUUGGGCCAGUGGUCGCCCUGGGAUAUCCCCUGCGAAGGGCCAUCAUAGCUCUGCAGAAGACAGGGAGGCAGAGCCUGAGCCAGUUUCUCAGCUACCUCAGUGCCUGUGACCGCCUGUUACGUCAGGGAUAUGAGGAAGGCCUGGUGGACGAGGCCAUGGAGAUGUUCCAGUUCUCCGAGAGCCAGGCAGGGGAGUUCCUGCGCCUCUGGGAGCAGUUCAGCGACAUGGGCUUCCAGCAGGACCGGAUCAAGGAGGUGCUGCUGGUCCAUGGCAACCGCCGAGAGCAAGCCCUGGAGGAGCUGGUGGCCUGUGCCCAGUGACCACGGAGGCACUCCACGAUGCCUGGGCGUCCAGGCCCAGUGCCAGACCUGGCGACCCAUCCUAACUGUAUUAUUAAAACCAAGCAAGAGUAACAAAGUGACGCAUGCUUAUUGUAAAAACACAAAUAAUGCCAAGGGUGACAGUUAACAGCAGCAGAAUCUGCUGAAAGAGUUGAAAUGGUUGCCUCUGCAGAGGGGCAGAUGGGACAGCCGGACGGGGAGCUAUGUUCUUCAUGCAUGCCUGUGAAACCACCUGAUUUGACUCUUUACACUGUGUGCAUUAGUAACCUUGAUUUUAAGAAAAUUAAAACCAAUAAAUAAUGGGCA